UGGUUCGGCGCGGGGGCCGUUGGCUCCAGACAAAUAAACAUGGAGUCCAUCUUCCAUGAAAAACAAGAAGGCUCACUUUGUGCUCAACAUUGCUUGAAUAACCUGUUACAAGGAGAAUACUUCAGCCCUGUGGAAUUAUCUUCAAUUGCACACCAGCUAGAUGAGGAAGAGAGGAUGAGAAUGGCAGAAGGAGGAGUUACUAGUGAAGACUAUCGCACAUUUUUGCAGCAGCCUUCUGGAAAUAUGGAUGACAGUGGCUUUUUCUCUAUUCAAGUUAUAAGCAAUGCCUUGAAAGUUUGGGGUUUAGAACUAAUCCUGUUUAACAGUCCAGAGUAUCAGAGGCUCAGGAUCGAUCCCAUAAAUGAAAGAUCAUUUAUAUGCAAUUAUAAAGAGCACUGGUUUACAGUUAGAAAAUUAGGAAAACAGUGGUUCAACUUGAAUUCUCUCUUGACGGGUCCAGAAUUAAUAUCGGACACAUACCUUGCACUUUUCUUGGCUCAGUUACAACAGGAAGGUUAUUCUAUAUUUGUUGUUAAGGGUGACCUGCCAGACUGUGAAGCUGACCAGCUCCUACAGAUGGUCAGGGUCCAACAGAUGCAUCGACCAAAACUUAUUGGAGAAGAAUUAGCACAACUCAAAGAACAGAGAGUCCAGAAAACAGAUCUAGAACGCGUCUUAGAAGCAAAUGAUGGAUCAGGAAUGUUAGACGCAGAUGAGGAGGAUCUGCAGAGGGCUCUGGCGCUAAGUCGCCAAGAAAUUGACUUGGAAGAUGAAGAAGCAGAUCUCCGCAGGGCCAUUCAGCUCAGCAUGCAAGGUCCUUCCAGAAAUAUAUGUCAAGAUAUUCCACAGACGUCAGGUACACAUCUUACUUCAGAAGAGCUACGGAAGAGAAGAGAAGCCUACUUUGAAAAGCAGCAGCAGCAGGAGCAGCAAGAUCCACCAGGACAUCCACGUGAAAAGCCGAACACAAGUUCAGGAGCACUUGACAGUGAUCUAGGUGAUGCUAUGAGUGAAGAAGACAUGCUUCAGGCAGCUGUGACCAUGUCUUUAGAAACUGUUAGAAGUAAUUUCAAAACAGAAGGAAAAAAAUAAUACCUUUCACAAAUCAUUUAGAUAUUCAGUCUUUCCAAUAUUGUCCUGUGUGUUUACAGCAUAGGGUCCAUUUUGGUAAUGUGUCAAAGAGAACAAUUUUCAACAGAGGAAAUAAGACUUAGGUGGUUUGCAAACAAAAAGCUGAGAGGGUGAAAAAUACAUCAGUUGUAGGACUAAAUAAUGAUCCUCCAAACACUAGCCAAAGAGGCAUUCAGCAAUUAAAGAAAUUUAAAAUAGUUUUCUAAAUGUUCUUUUUUCUUUUUUGAGUGUGCAAUAUCUAACAUGUUUAAAAUUAGGGCAUUUUUCUUGGAUCUUUUUGCAGACCAACUAAUUAUAACCAGCUAUUGCCACAGAACUUUUCCCCCACAUUUUAUCUUCUUUUCCACCCUUCUGCAUAGGGAAUUUGGCUGACUCUCAUCAUCUAAAAGUUGCUCUUAUUUCUCUUUAACCAAAUUAACCUUUUAGGACAGUGUCUCUCCUCUGUGUUGGUAAUAGUAACAGUUCCAGAAGGAUAAGCUGUUUACCCUCUGACUAUGUAUUGUGCACUUGGGUGUUUUCUCAUGUUAUUUUCUCUGAUCACAAUUUCUCUGCUACGUGGUUUUCAUUACUUUCUACAACUCUUUUGAAAGAUGGUAAUGUUUCUUGAGGUUUUGCUUUUUAAGCCCUCUAAGAUGGGAUCAUUAUUUCAUGAUUCUGGUGCAUUCCUAAACUCUG
Messenger RNA from Eubalaena glacialis (North Atlantic right whale), 1806 nucleotides. It is a transcript of the gene ATXN3, whose product is annotated as ataxin 3. The record is from RefSeq and is a predicted model, not a curated record. Gene Ontology annotation, molecular function: cysteine-type deubiquitinase activity. Gene Ontology annotation, biological process: protein deubiquitination. Bases 40 to 1092 code for a protein of 350 amino acids. Gene Ontology annotation, cellular component: nucleus. The transcript is spliced from 11 exons. NCBI's taxonomy places the organism in Eukaryota, Metazoa, Chordata, Mammalia, Artiodactyla, Balaenidae.